Molecule: messenger RNA, 2667 nt
Organism: Artibeus jamaicensis (Jamaican fruit-eating bat)
Lineage: Eukaryota; Metazoa; Chordata; Mammalia; Chiroptera; Phyllostomidae
Gene: CD226
Product: CD226 molecule
Exons: 7
Coding region: 235-1233 (332 amino acids)
Biological process (GO): positive regulation of immunoglobulin mediated immune response; positive regulation of Fc receptor mediated stimulatory signaling pathway; positive regulation of type II interferon production
Cellular component (GO): external side of plasma membrane
Source: RefSeq, a predicted model, not a curated record
AGUUACCACCUACAACUUACUCUCCUCCUUACCUCGUGUUUUCCUUUCUGCUUCCUCCCACUAGAACCUAAGUUCCAUGAUGGCAAGAAUUGUUUAAAAGUUUAAUGUAUUGCUCUGUGCAGCUCACUGCCUAGAGCUUGGCACAGAGAGUGCGCUUGGCAAAUGUUUGUUCAAUGAAUGAAUCUUUGUAGAAAAUGAAAGCGUGAAGACCAGCCUCCCAGGCGCUUUCCAGAGAUGGACCGUCUGACUCUCUUCUUGGCUCUUCUUCAUGUCUACAAAGGUCUAGGGGAAGACAGGCUUUGGGACACAACCAUCAAGCUGGCGGAGACGGUGACUCUGGAGUGCGUGUACCCGCUGUCGUUCCACCUAACCCAGAUGGAGUGGUUCAGGCUGGACGCCACGAAGAAAGAGUCUAUUGCCAUUUUCCACCCCGACUAUGGCGAGGUCAUAAGGGAGUCCUAUGCUGGGAGGGUGGACUUGGUCAAGUCGCCCUCGAAGCUCAACGACAGGGUGCUGUCCAUUCGUAACGCCUCGGAGGCUGAUGUUGGCUUCUACUCCUGUCGUCUAGAUACCUUCCCAUAUGGAUCUUGGGAGAAGGUGAUACAGGUGGUUCCAGCAGAUCGUUUUGAGACAGCUGUGUCACCAAACAGCCAUGUCGUCUCAGAAACUGGAGAAAAUGUCACACUCACCUAUGAGUUUCAAACGAACAGUUCAAUGCAACAGGUCACGUGGGAAAAGGUCCAGCCCCGUCAGAUUGACCUCUUAACUCGAUGCGAUCUGCCACAGGGCAAGAGCAACACCUCAAGGUACCCAAGGCAGAUACUGAGCACCUGCGCCCAGGGGAUGAGAAGGAGCACCAUUGUCCUGCCCCAAGUCACGGCCUCUGACUCUGGACUCUACCGCUGCCUCUUCCAGGCCGACACAGGGGAAAAUGAAACCUUUGUGUUUAGGUUGACUGUAACCGAUGAUAAAACCGUUAACCACUAUAUCCUCUUCACGGUUGGAGGGCCAGUUUUAUUGCUGCUGUUUGUUAUCCUAAUUGCCAUCGUCAUCGUCAUUGUUUGUAACAGGAGAAAGAAAAGAUGCCAGUGUAAGGAGCCUCAGGAAACAAAGAGUAAGGCCUCCAACAACUACCGAAGUCCCCCCUCCACCAGUCAGGAGUCCGAUGGUGCAGGAGAGGACGUGUAUGUCAACUUCCCGACCUUCUCUCGUAGACCGAAGGCUAGAGUCUAAGCUUCUUCCUUGACCUGAUCAAAUUUACAAUGACUGUUAUGUACAUGGACCUUUAUACAGUUUCUUCUCACUACUCAGUGUCUACCCUGAGAUACCAGUUGACUGAAUAUAUUUUAUUUUUAUUUUAUUUUUUGAAUUCAAAUAUCACACUAUUUAAUUCCUCAAUAAAACACUGGAAAAAGGAUGAUGAGUGCUACAUUUACAUAUAAAAUCUCUGCCUAAUAAGUAGCAGAAGCCUAUGUACUAAUUUCCUAAAGUUAAAAGAUACACACACAAUUUGGGGUUUAUUAACAAAACAGAAUAUUACAGAAUAUUAACGGCAAUUCUUCCGUCCAUGGUCUCAUCACCUCGUACUUGAAGGGUCAGGCUCUGGUCAGCCUGGAGAUGUGUAGAGUCUCUUCUGCUUUCACCCAUCCCAGGCCAGUACUAGGGCACAGGGGGCCCCGCCAGCCCUGCCCCAGGGCCACAGCCCCUGCUGCCCCGACUCCUGCUGGCCAUGGAGGGGGAACUGCUGGAUCUGCCUGCUCGCUCUCUCUGGGGUUGGUGACCCACACCACCUAAAGAGAACAAUGGUAGCAGGAGUGUUUCAGUAAACCCACCUCUGAUCAGCUUAGACGCAAACGGCAAUGUACUGACUCCGGUCACGGAACCACCCAGGGGAGGUCAAGCCGCAGAUGAGGGCUAUUGACCAGGGCUUACCGGCUGUGUCUGAAUCAAGUGUGGGCAUAGACCAGUUUCUGGAUCCCUUCUGUGACAUUGGACUCCCUUCAGCGGUGCCAGCCGAACUUCCAUUUGGGCUUUGCCCUGGUGCUUCCCAGAGUGCUUUCGUCCUUGUUUCUGGCUGGUGGAAAGUUCACUUGUGUUGUGGAGCAGACGCAUUUGGUGAUUUGCCCAUCAUUAAACAGGUCUCCUGGCCAGAAAGGAUAGAAUGGCUUCAGUCAGUGAACUGUUCACCUCUGGAGCUAGGAGUGGGGCCAAAAUUCAGCCCGUGGGAGAUUCAGAGACCCGUUAGGAGAGGGAUGGGGAGCCCAGAAGCCAGCAGGUCGGCAGCCAGUGUGGCCUGCAGGACAUUCUGAGACAUCUGUUGGUCAACCGCAAAGAGAACUUGCUGGGGGAUCUCAGUCAACUCUCUCGCCUGCUUUAGAAUCUGCUGUAUCAACAUAGUUCACAAGAGCCUCUGACAGUAGACUAAACGAAUGCUCAACAGCAUGUGAAGGGGAAACCCCUUCCCUUUUGGUUCUCAAAUAAACUUAUCUCUGAAUCUGUAUGGAAUUCUUCCACUAUCCCUGGCGUAACCUUAUGAGCAAGUGCAGUAGAUGGUCCAAUAAUAGUUUAAUGUUAAUACUAAAUUUUCCUACUUUUUAGGGUUAUUUUAAUAUCUAAAGCUUCUCAAAAGGGGCAGGCACAUAGGCAAUAUUAGCUCUUUAAAAAUAA